UUUAAUUUGGCGCAAAAACAUUUCGUAAUAUUGUAUACCGCUUCGACCGUUGCACGCAUCAGCCUCAAGACGUUUAUUUAAGCCUGUUUUCUUGACAAGCGCAUACAGCGCUACCGUAAAAAGCCGUCCAGCGGUCAUUUUAGGAUUCGUGUGUUAUCCGCGUAUCAGGAUUGACUUCCCAUCUUGAUUGCCGCUAUGACGCUCACUGUGUUUAGCCUGUGCUACGUGCUUGUCAGUGCAGCUGGAAUUGCGCAUGUCGUUGCGCUUGCUGCUCAGUCGGGAUCCUAUGGCGGAUCUUCCGGUAUUGGCAGCUUGGGACAAUCCAGCUACGGCAGUGGUGGAUUGAGUCCAGGUGGCGGAUCAUAUGGUAGCACCAUUGGUAAUCAAGGCAGUUAUUCCAGCGGUAACCAAUUGAGCGUGGAUCGUGGUGGUUUCGGCGGGAGCGGACAGGGUGGAUCGUACGGCUCCGGAGGCCAAAGCGGAGGUAGCUACGGAAGCGGCCAACAAGGCCUGGUCACUAGUCUGAUCGGCGGCAGUGGAAACGCUUACGGCGGCACCGGCACGGGCAGCAGCGGAUCCGGUUCAUACGGCAGCUCGGGAAAUAUCGGCACCGGAAGUGGCAGCUAUGGUGGUACGGGCGGUAUUGGAUCCGGAGGUUCGUAUGGCAGUUCCGGAAAUCUGAUUGGCACCGGAAGUGGAUCAUACGGUGGUAGCGGAUCGCACGGUAUAUCCAGCGGUAUUGGCAGCGGCAGCUACGGAAACCAGGGAAUUGGUGGAAUUGGCGGCGGUUCAUAUAGCGGACAAAGCGGACUAGGCAGCAGCGGUUCGUACGGAGGUCAAGGAGGCCUCAGCGGUGGAAUUGGAUCGGGAUCUUACGGCGGCGGUCUGAACAGCGGUUCGCACGGAAUUUCCGGAGGAAUUGGAGGUAUUGGUGGCGGGUCAUACGGUGGUCAGGGAUCUCUGGGUGGUGGAUUUGGCACGGGGUCAUUCGGUAACUCGGGUCAUGGUGUGUCGGGCGGUUUGGGCGGUAUCGGUGGCGGUUCGUAUGGUGGUCAAAACUUGAUAAGCGGUGGAUUAGGUGCGGGAUCGUAUGGCGGCACAGGCUCUGGCUCGUAUGGAAGCUCUGGAAACCUUAUCGGUAGCAGCGGAAACUAUGGCGGAAGCAGCGGUCUGGGUGGAUUCCAAGGUUCUGGAAACCUUAUCGGAGGCCUGGGUGGCUCGUCUUACGGUGGAAACAGCGGAACUGGUGGGAUUGGUGGCGGAAACUACGGCUCCACUGGGGGCAUCGGGCAACAAGGAGGAUCGUACGGCGGCUCCGGGAGUUCUGGAGGAUCCUACAGCGGGUCCAGCUUGGGAGGAAAUUUGGGAGGAAUUGGUGGCAUCGGAAGUGGCUCAUAUGGCAGCACCGGCGGCGGACACGGUACCGGUACCGGCAGCGGCUCAUACGGUGGAUCCAGUGGACAGAAUCUGAUCAGCAGUGGACUGUUCGACGGUAUCCGCGGCGGUUCAGGAAGCUUCCUUGGCGGUCAGACAGGCGGUUCCUAUGGUGGACAGGGUUCCCAGGGCGGUCUCAUUGGUGGCCAGUCGGGAGGCUCUUAUGGCGGUCAAAGCGGUCAAGGAAGCUCUGGAUACAGCGGACAGUCCGGUAUCGGCGGUAUCGGUGGUCUGGGAUCAUAUGGAACCAAUGGUAUCGGUAACGCCGGCUCGUACAGCGGUCAGUCUGGACUGGGGAACAUCGGUGGCAUCUUCAGCUCGUACGGAGUCCAGCCGACCCUUGUCGGCACCGGCAUCAGUUCCAUCAGCGGUCAACCUGGCUCGUACCAGACCUUUGGAUUGCAGAGUGGUGUCGGCAACCUUCCCACUACGUACACCAGCACCAGCACAACGUAUGGUAGCGGCCAGGGUCUGGGAUCGGGAUCCUCCUACGGCGGUAGUGGAACUUCCGGUCUGUUUGGUAACACCGGCAGCCAUGGCGGCCAAGGAAGCGGAUCGUUUGGUAACCUUUUGUCCGGUAACACACAAGGUGGUUCGUACGGAGGACAAGGUCUUGGACAGGGUUUCGGCAACCAAGGCAGUCUAGGAGUGUCAUACAGCGGCAACAAUCUGGGAAGCAAUUUCGGACAAAACGGACUGGGUUCCUCAUUCUUCAGCGGGCAAAGCGGUUUGGGAUCGUACGGCGGGUCAUCGGGUUCCGGUAAUUACGGGGGUCAAGGUGGACUGAACAGUGGUGGACUCCACGGUAACCAAGGUAUCGGCAGCUCGGGAAGUUAUGGCGGCAGCAUCGGUGGUGGAUUGCAGGGUGGAAAUUACGGCGGUAGCAGCCAGAUGGGAUCUGGACUGGGCGGGCAGUACGGAGGAGGUCAAGGAACAAUCGGCGGCAUCGGUGGCACCGGAAGUUAUGGCGGCAACACCGGUAUCGGCAUCGGUCAACAAGGAAGUUACGGAUCCGGUCAAAGCGGUCUCGGGUUAAAUUCACACGGUAAUCAAGGAAUCUCCGGGCAAGGAUCAUACAGUAACCAGGGUCAAGGUAACCAAGGCUUUUUCGGUUCCCAAGGAUCAUACGGUGGGAAUCAGGGCAUUAGCGGGCAAGGGUCAUACGGAAACCAAGGAAGUUUCGGGAAUAUCGGCUUCGGUAACAGCGUAAGCGGUGGUUCUUACGGCAGCGGACAGGGCAUCGGAUCCGGCGGACACGGAAUCGGGUCGGGAAGCGGAAGUUAUGGAGGCAGCCAGGGCGGUCUGACCGGCGGGCAGGGCAGCUAUUCGGGCCAGUCGACGGGGUUUGGGCAAGGGCUCGGUGGAUUCGGAAACCAGCCACUAUCCGGCACUGGCGGCAGUUAUGGCGGCAGCUCUGGCCAGCUCGGACUGGGAAAUGGCAGUAUACAGUACGCAACCCAAGGCCAUGGGAGUGGCGCUUCCUACGGCAUGAACGUUGGACAAGGUGGUAACUACGGCAGCGUUGGUCUCCAGGGCGGUAACUAUGGGAGCGGCUCGAGCGGCGGUGGCGCGCAGUAUCGCUCCGCUUUGGGCCUUCCAGCGAAACUUACCUCACGUCCCGUGCAAAGCGGCACCACAAAAGCCACAUCAAUUAACAAUUAAUAAUAUCGAUGUGUAAAGCGAUUGCGAAUUUCAUAACCACCGCAGCCGCUUGUGAAUGAAUAUCAAAUUUCUGGAUGUUCCGGCAAUGUUAACGUUAUCGCUUAAUGUUAUGUUCACUGCCUGUUUAUGAAAUCAAGUGUAUAGUACGAUGUAAUUAAAACUAAAUA
Messenger RNA from Paramacrobiotus metropolitanus, 3263 nucleotides. RefSeq lists its product as uncharacterized. The record is from RefSeq and is a predicted model, not a curated record. The coding region runs from base 196 to 3096 and encodes 966 amino acids. The transcript has 3 exons. NCBI's taxonomy places the organism in Eukaryota, Metazoa, Tardigrada, Eutardigrada, Parachela, Macrobiotidae.